AAACGUCAUGCAACAUACAGAUCAACCCUUUUGUUUUCCCAAAGCAGGUCAUGCAAGUAAUAUAAGAUCUCGGCUCUAGCAGUAGCUAGUCGCUUCGGAAUGCGCGCGCACACACACACACGCACACACACACUUUACUCAAUUAUCUAUUCAUGCAAGAGGACUGAGAACGAUACUACCCUCCUCAAGUCUGCUGGGAUCGGAUUGGGUCUCCGAUCCCCAUUCCAGAGUUUUGGCACCUCUCAAAGAUACGACACCAAGCAGCCUAGUACCUUUAGCCACCGCUUGGACUAAUAACAUCCUGGCUUAGCAUCUUAGUGACUGCCACAGCGGGACCUAUAAAACGUAUGCG
Aspergillus piperis CBS 112811 is the source of this 352-nucleotide messenger RNA. RefSeq lists its product as uncharacterized. The record is from RefSeq and is a predicted model, not a curated record. The transcript has a single exon. The coding region runs from base 100 to 294 and encodes 64 amino acids. NCBI's taxonomy places the organism in Eukaryota, Fungi, Ascomycota, Eurotiomycetes, Eurotiales, Aspergillaceae.